This is a messenger RNA of Acanthosepion pharaonis, 1758 nucleotides long. The record is from the annotation of a GenBank genome assembly. Lineage: Eukaryota; Metazoa; Mollusca; Cephalopoda; Sepiida; Sepiidae.
AUGAUAGACCUGAAUACCAAUGUUGUGUAUGCUGGCAAGAUCAUUCCUCAUUCUCGGAUAGCGAAAAGAAAUCAGAAAUUAAAGAUUUUACGCGAAGUCGAACUUCACAAGGAUCUCAAACACAAGCACGUCGUAGAAUUUCACAGCUACUUCGAAGAUAACGAAAAUGUCUACAUCAUUCUGGAAAAUUGCCCACGAAAGAGUUUGGUUCACGUCCUUAAGAAUCGGAAAUACCUUACAGAGGAAGAGGUGCGUUAUUACGUAAAGCAAUUGAUCGAAGGUGUCAAAUACAUCAACAAAAAGAAUAUCAUCCACAGAGAUCUGAAAUUGGGUAACAUGCUACUCAAUGAAAACAUGAAUGUCAAAAUUGCUGACUUUGGCCUCGCAACAAGAGUUCGUCACGAGGGAGAAAAGAAAAUGACUGUGUGCGGAACGCCAAACUACAUUGCCCCGGAAGUAUUACAGAAAAAAGGUCACAGUUUUGAAGCAGAUAUUUGGGCUAUUGGAUGCAUCACAUAUGCCUUGUUGGUGGGCCGACCUCCCUUCGAAACCUCCACACUGAAAGAGACAUAUUUGCGUAUCACAUCUAAUACAUACACCAUCCCGUCCAAUAUCUCAUUAACAGCUAAACGUUUUAUCACCAAAUGCCUUCAACCCCAACCGGAUCAAAGACCGUCCAUUGAUGAGAUUUUGUUUGAUGAUUUUUUUACGUCUGGUUAUAUGCCCAGAGAACUUUCAACCUCUUGCUGCACAUCGGCUCCAACAUUCCCUAAACAUCCAAAACAAAACAGACCUUUAUCAUAUGCUGUACCGGCUAGCCAGUGUGAUAAUGUUACAGUUAUCACAAGCGUUCUUAAUAGAUUGAAAGCAGACACAGAAUCUGAAAACUGGGAGUCUCCUGAAUUUAAUGAAACAAAGAGUAAAACUCCAAAUUCUCAACAAUGCUUCGAUCGGGAACUCAGUCCUGUUCUUGCUGCAACACCCAAAGAUUCUGGUUUUGACAGUUCACCUUACGACUUAUCGAAUCCACAACAAUUAGAAUCUUUCCCAGUCUACCGUCGAGCAUCAAAUUUGUUAGAUAUUUUAGGGACUUGCUUGGACCACAUGCCAAAAGACGUAAAUCAUGAAAUAGAACUUCCAGCAUCCAUCAAUUUCAAUUCUUCAGAUAUUGUCUGGGUAACUAAAUGGGUAGAUUAUUCCAACAAAUAUGGAUUCGGUUUCCAGCUUUCUAAUAAUUCGAUUGGUGUUUUCUUCAACGACACUUCUCGCAUUAUCAUUGGCCCAGACAAUCGGUCUCUCCAAUAUUAUGAUGUGACAGACAGUCGUUCAACCUAUACCACAGAUUGCAUUCCAGAGGAGCUAGACAAAAAAACAACACUAUUGUUGUAUUUUGCUCGUUAUAUGGAUGAACAUUUAAUCAAGGGUGGCAACUUCGCUGACGGCUGGCAGAAAUCAGUUGAAGACCCUUGGUCAGGCAAUCUGUACUUGAAGAAGUGGUUUCGCACAACUAAGGCCAUUGUUAUGUAUCUCACUGAUGGAACACUACAAGUGAACUUCUUCAUUGACCACACCAAGAUUAUCCUUAGUCCGAGUCAAAACACCUAUUUCGUCACAUACAUUGAUGAGAAUCGUUUGGCACGUACAUACAGCAUCGUCUCAUUGAUCAAACACGGCUGUCAACCUGAUAUCGUUCAGAGGCUAGAAUUCACACAUUCCAUGCUUAAGAACCUUGUCGACAUCGAAGGCGACAAUAUCUGA